AUGACUUUUGAGGAGUAUAAAAAUUUAAUUAAUAGUCGAAAAUCUUUCGUCAAAUACACAUACCCACCUUCGGUACCCAACAGGGAUAAAUUCCCGCUGCCAAGAAAGCACGAGUACGAUUAUGACUUUCUCCAUCCUUUUCAGAAACUUGGCUUAUUGUCGUUUCUCAGGUACGUGUUCCCGCGGUGGACCAUCCGUCCGGACGGACGCUACAUGCAACGCUACGAGUGGUUCCGCGCCAUUUGUGCCAUGAUGAGCGCGUUUGUAUUCCCGUGCUACAUGUACAUGUCUCUUCAGUUCCCCUUUGUCCAUAGCAUGGCUAUUUUUCUUGACUACUGUGCCUAUUUUGACUUAUUGCAGCGCAUGCUGGUGGCGUUUUAUAACGAAAAGGGCAUCCUCGUGUACCACCCCGCCAGUACCGCAGCUCAUUAUAUCAAGGGUGCCUUUAUCGUCGACCUUUUAGGUUUACUACCAUUAGAGAUACUCGAUAUGGGGCGAUCUAAAAUGUAUAAACACCCAACUAAGGAUAUGUACAUUGUUUCGAAAAUAUCACAGUAUUUAGCGUGCAAUCGACUGCUGCAGCUGUACCGGCUGCCCAGCGCAUUCAACACGCUCUCUGCGUACAUCGAAAGAGAAGACAUCCUGCUCAUCGUGAAGGGGAUGCCUCUGUUGAUGGGACUGUUGAAUGUAAUGACAAUGAGUAUGUUGGAAGAAUCGAUAAUUAUUUAUAAGCCUGAAGAAGGAGCCGGAUGGCUAUUUUUAAAAUUCACAGACGACGGCAGCCAGUGGCUUGAGAAGGCCAAUGAAUCGUCAAUGAUGCUUACAACUUACUACUCGGUGCGCGUGAUAAGCAUCCGGGCGAACGUGAACCAAGCCUUAGCUGGAUUUCAGGAGCACAUCCGAGAUAUUACAGACUUCAUGAAACAAGAGAAAGUCUCAGCGGAACUACAUAAGGAGGUGAUCGAUUAUUAUACGUACAGCUGGGAUAAAAUGGGCGGCAUUGACUACAGUAGCAUGUUCAAGCUCUGCGAUCAGAUCACGUUGCGCACUGACGCUAUUAUGAACAUCUAUGGACCGACAUUUAACAAGGUGCGUACGGACUGA
Molecule: messenger RNA, 1104 nt
Organism: Hyposmocoma kahamanoa
Lineage: Eukaryota; Metazoa; Arthropoda; Insecta; Lepidoptera; Cosmopterigidae
Exons: 8
Coding region: 1-1104 (367 amino acids)
Biological process (GO): potassium ion transmembrane transport; membrane repolarization during action potential
Molecular function (GO): inward rectifier potassium channel activity
Source: RefSeq, a predicted model, not a curated record